AUGCAAGGGUUCGUCGGCGCGAUGGCCGCUGCAGCAAUGAGCAUUGUUUUGUGUGCAGCUUCGCGUAGAGUCGAUAUCCCAAUCAUCACUCGUCCGCGUCUGCAAGAGGAUGUGACGGUGCAGGUCCCCAUUCCAUCUCGUGGUCCACUUCCAGCAUUCCAAGGGCCUUUUGUUGAUGAUAUCGAGUCUAUGCCGUGCUUUCAAGAGGAAAGAGAAGUGCAACUGGGAAAAACGUAUACUCUGAACUUGUGCGUUCUAGAAAACGUAACACUUUCACUUGGUCUUGAAAAAAAGGUGGAGGAAGUCCAGCUGAAUGUGAAUGGGGACGUGUCGAAACCUCCCGAUGCAAUCGAGGACGGAGACGAUGUUACAGAAGACCCAACGACCAAAGAAGAAAAGGAGUCAAAAACAUCUAUUAUUUUAGGUGUUUUUCGCGGCUGGCACAUCGAUCCUAUCACGUUAAGCUACAAGUACAUGAUUUACGACGAUGGCGACAAAUGCAUGGACAAUGACAGCUAUUCUACAAAGGUUGAGCUGAUUCCUUCUAGUAACCCGGAAUCCGACACAAAGCUAUUUGGGCUCAAGAAAACAGGCAUGUGCACGUUCAAGGCAUCCGUGCUUAUCUAUGUUCCGCAGGAAGUUCGUGUUGCAGGACGAGGGAUUCAUACACCCGGCGUGAUUGACAUUAGUAGUGCGGAAGCGUCAUUGCCGGUGAUUUGUGGCAAGAUGAAAUGUCGCUACGAGGACAUUACGAAACGAAUGCGCGGUUUGUCGGAUCAGAUCCGCGAUGUUCAAGCCUCGAUCGUGGCAAGGUCAUCGGAAGCGAACACACUCUUUACUAACAUGACUAUAGAGGUAUCAAAGAGCACACUCGAGUCUGCCACCCAAGUUGUCGAGAGAUCACUCGAGCUAUUCCAUGAAAUUGAGAGUCUGCAACAGUCGUUGGCGAACAAUUUCCUCGAACGAGAAGAAGCUGCAAAGAAGGAGAUUGCAGAACAGGACGAGGAGGAGAAAAGCGGGACACUUCUCUAG
Messenger RNA from Peronospora belbahrii, 1032 nucleotides. Lineage: Eukaryota; Oomycota; Peronosporomycetes; Peronosporales; Peronosporaceae. The record is from the annotation of a GenBank genome assembly.